Messenger RNA from Camellia sinensis, 1056 nucleotides. NCBI's taxonomy places the organism in Eukaryota, Viridiplantae, Streptophyta, Magnoliopsida, Ericales, Theaceae. The record is from RefSeq and is a predicted model, not a curated record.
AUGGAUCAAGAUAAAAUUGUGGUUGAGAUGCCUCCCCCCUCCCCCACGGUGAAAUGGGAUGCUUGCCUGGUAGGGUACUUUAUUGACAAAAAUUUGCCUUACACCCUUAUCAAAAAUAAUGCUAAUAAUAUGUGGAAGCAUAAGGGUUUGGUAGAAAUUCUGAAGAAUGAUGACGGUUUUUUCUUCUUUAUGUUUGAAAAUCGUGAUUGUUGUAUAGAUGUGCUGGAGGGGGGACCUUGGUAUGUAAGUGGCUUUCUGCUGAUAUUGAAACAGUGGCAUCGCAUGAUGAAACUGUCUAAGGAAGACAAGAAGACCAUCCCUAGCUGGGUAAAAUUUUUUAACAUUCCUCUGGAAUAUUGGGAUGGGGAAGGGUUAGGGAGAGUAGCCAGUGCUGUGGGUGUCCCUUUGUUUAUGGAUCAACUUACCUCUUCUGGAAGUAGGAUCUCUUUUGCUAGACUGUGUGUGGAUAUAUCAGCUGAAUCGGCCUUCCCUGACAGCUUUCUUCUCACUGAUGGUGAUGCUUCUAUGAACAUUCAUGUGGAGUACCAAGGGGUUCCCUCGAGAUGUACACACUGCCAUGUUUUUGGGCAUGAGACUAAGACCUGUCUUUCUGCUCAAGUAACUCACCUCAUUGAAUUACAGAAGAAUUCAGAGGAACAGAUUGAAGAUGAUGAGGGAUGGACCACUGUCAAGGAUAAGGGCAAGAAAAUAGUGGGGGAUCCAUCCUCCCCUGUUCACAGCGUCCCUCCUGAAGUCAACAGUUCAUCUGCGACUAAAAGGGGUGAACCUGAGAUCCAAUCUGAGGGGGCUAACCUUCCAGUGGCUGACAUUUCUGUUGAGGUUGAUACGGAGCUUAUUGAUCUUCCCCUUCCUGAUGUUGUAGAAAAUGUUAGCCCUGCCGUUGAGGAUAUUGGCCAUAAUGUGGGAAAAGAGGAAAUGAAAGCUAAUUCUCCAGAAAUUCUGGGAGGUAAGGGGACUGAUGGUCUCAAAGUGGGCAGCUCAACAAAGAAGAAGUCUUCUGGCAAAUCAGGCAGCCAGAAGAAGAAAAGGAGGUAA